This is a messenger RNA of Aphis gossypii (cotton aphid), 3002 nucleotides long. RefSeq names its product homeobox protein LOX2-like. NCBI's taxonomy places the organism in Eukaryota, Metazoa, Arthropoda, Insecta, Hemiptera, Aphididae. Bases 140 to 1744 code for a protein of 534 amino acids. Gene Ontology annotation, cellular component: nucleus. Gene Ontology annotation, molecular function: DNA-binding transcription factor activity, RNA polymerase II-specific; RNA polymerase II cis-regulatory region sequence-specific DNA binding. Gene Ontology annotation, biological process: regulation of transcription by RNA polymerase II. The record is from RefSeq and is a predicted model, not a curated record. The transcript has 4 exons.
AAGGAAUAUAAUUAUUACAAAUAAAAGUGGUGUAAGAGACCGUCGACAUGAUUUUAUAUGGUAAUAGUCUUUUGGUAUCGAUCCCCACUACAGUCUACCUCAAGAUUUGGUCAAGUUAUGAAUAUAUCGUGCGAAUAAUAUGCACACAAAAUCUAUAGAUAUAUGCUAUACGUACGAAACAGGACGGACGUAUAAUAGUACUAUACCAAUAUUUACGAUCGGUGCACGACCAAUAGAAACGGUCAACGGCGUUAGUCCUCCCCCCCAACCAACGCCGUCCGGUGCCGCGUCGCUGCGAUCCUCGAGUAACGCGUGGACACUAGACAUCGCGACAUCGUCACUCGUCAGUCUACAGGACACUCCGCCGUCGCCAAGACAUCGCACUCUAGCAGGACCUCUGAAUCUUUUCCGAUCAUUUUUACCAAACGACUUCCACAGCAACAGUGAUACACUUACGGUUAUGGACAUGAAUUUCGGUACAUUAUUGGAUUUGGACCGCGGUCAACACGACGACUUGGAGCCCGCCGCCGCCGCCGCCAACUCGUCGAUCACGGUGAUCGUGCCGUCGAGCAACAACAACAGCAGCAACAGCAGCACCAGCAGCAGCAGCCGCAGUACGCCGUCAAGCUUUCCGCCGGUCACCGACUACCGUCACCAGCACCGCCGCCUGCACCACCAACAGCACGUCCACCUCGGCGCCGCCGUCGACGUCCACCGCCACCAACGCGACCGCGACGACCGCCUCGACGGCGUGGACAGCAACAUGCACGCGACCCAAUUGUCCUCGUCGGCCGUCAACGGAUACGACACCAUGAUGAUCGCGGGAUACAACAACUACUGCAGCAGCGCGGCCGCCGCGUACGAUCCGUACAACGGGUACGCGCAAACGUUCGCUCCGCUGCCUCCGUACGACGACAUUCGUAACUCGGCUCCGCUGUUGCCACUAUUGCACCCACAGCAGCACAUGCCACAGCAACACGGUUCCGCGUUGAUCGGCAACGACGACAUGCAGACCACCGCAGUCAGUGUGCAGCGCAAGCGGGAAAAGCAGAAGCGCCAGAGGACAGCUUACUCGAGCGAACAACUGAUGCACUUGGAAGAGUCGUUCACGGCAAACCAAUACUUGAACAGAGCCAGGCGCAUCGAUCUGGCUCGCACGCUAAGACUUACCGAGAGACAGAUCAAGAUUUGGUUUCAAAACAGGCGCAUGAAAGAAAAGAAGUCCAAGAGGGAUUCCGGCCAAGUGGAAUCGACCAGCGGUGGCGUGACGGCCAUGACGCCGGUGGCCUUGGCUGCGAUCAGCGGCCAGCCGCCGCCGCCGCCGCCGGCUUCGGUACCGGUAACCGUGGUGUCCAGUUGCGGCGGUUACGGCGCCGCCGGUCAUUACGCCGCGGACCACGGCUGCUCGCCGCCGACCGUCAACAUGGCGAUGAAGUACAGCCCGUCGAGCACGUACUCGACGCCGUCGCCGCCGGGCGUCGUCCAGCACCAUCAUCAGCACCAUCAGCUCGCCGAACAUCAGCGCCCGGGACCGUCGGGCACGCUGCACCACUUUUCGUCGUACGCGGCCAACAUGUACAACGGCGCGGGGGGGAUGGGCUCUUGCACGAUGCCGCCCACGUACGAGGAAACCGUCAACGGGCAACAUCAGUCCGUUCCGCUUCCGCCGCAAGUGCACCUGCACUGGUAUCCGACUUCGGUCAUAGCGUCUCACGACUCGUCGGCCGCCGACGGGUUGCAGUGACUCGUCGUCGUCGUCGUCGUCAUCGUCGUCGUCGAGCUUUUCACGGCGUCGACCGCCGCACAGUUUGACGGGGGAGUGCCGAAAGAGGAGGGUCCGACUCGUGCUUCCGAUGCGAUCUCGGUCCGGGAUCGAAUCGGAAGCUCGUCGUCGAGCCUUACCAUCAUCUCGGUUUUACAUAUUAUUAUUAUUUUUUUCUCUUUACGUUUUAUUAUUUUCAUUUCGAUUUCGUUUUUUUUUUUUUUUCAUGUAUAUUAAUAUCUUAAUUCUUGAUAACGGCCGUCUGGGCGACGACACGCGCCCGUGGGUUUUCAAACACCAUAUACUUGGAACUGAUUAUUUUUAUUUUUUCGUCAUUAUAUUAUUAGGUACUAUAUUUGUUUUCCCCGUUACAAUUAUACUUUAUACAUAAAUUAUAUACUAUAUACCUAUACGCUCUAUACGUGAAAAUCUAAAAAAUAUUUGAUAUCAUAUCUUUACCUUUAUUAUUACUAUUAUUACAUGUUAUAUCAUUAAACUAGCACAAAAUUAUUCUAUGCACACUUGCAUAUUGUUAUACUAUAUCACACAUAACUACCUGUAAUAUUGUAAUCUUCGAAAUGAAAAAGAAAAAGAAAAAAAUAUGACCAUAACACCAUUAUAUACAUAUAUAUUAUAUAAUAUCAUAUAACACAACUAUAUUAUAUUUAUAUUUUUUUUUAUUAUAGCUCAAACUGUUUAAUUGACUUUACUAACCUGUAUAUCCAUGCCGAUUUUUAUACUCUACAUAUUUUUAAUCACCAAGUAAACAUCAUAUUAUUAUAUAGGUAUAUAUUGUUUUAUUAUUAAUAAUAAUAUUAAUUAUAUCAUUAUUUUGUAAAAAAAAACAAUGGGAUGCGCUCAAAUUGUUUUUUUUUUUAUUAUUAUAAUUAUUAUUAUUAGAUAUUACUGUUACAACGACCACACACGAGUUAUGGAUAUUUUUAUUUUAUAAUUAUAGUUAUAUCGGUAGGUACCGCGUGAAAACGAUUGUUUCCGAUGCGUUUUUGUUUUAUAAAAAUUUGCCAUUUUCAAUCAUAUUGACAAUAUUAUAUAUUGAACUUUUACUUUGUAUUGUUAACUACAAUUGUGCUUUUUAUACUUUUUUAUUGUGUAAAUCUUCAUUACAAUAUUGUGUGUAUACAUUAUACACUCGUUAACGUUUUAUAAAAGUGAAAAUUAUGUUUAAAAUAUUUUAAUGUUUUAUAGUGUAUUUAUUAGGUUAAUAUACUCAAGUGAUACA